Porites lobata is the source of this 1647-nucleotide messenger RNA. The record is from the annotation of a GenBank genome assembly. NCBI's taxonomy places the organism in Eukaryota, Metazoa, Cnidaria, Anthozoa, Scleractinia, Poritidae.
AUGCUGUCCACAGAGUCGGUAAGCCACGUUCGCCUGAGGACUCACCAUCCCCGACCCAUCAUUGCGCGUUUUCUCUGCAGGGAAGAUAGGGACCGUGUUUUUAAAGCGAAAGGAAGAUUGAGACACUCGACGGAUUAUCCAGACGCGUAUAUAACUAAAGACUAUGCAAAGGCGAUACAGCUUGAAAGAAAGGAACUAAUUAAAGCGAUGUUCAUAGCGCGGAAGAAAGGCAUGAGCGCGAAAGUAGUGGACAGAAAUCUAGUAAUAAAUGAUAACGUUUAUCAUGUUGGUAACAUACCCGACGAACUUAAACCUGCAGCUGAAUCUACACGCUCGUAGAAGUUUUCUUUACUCAGGUCAGUGUAAUUCGAUUUUUCUCAGUUGCCUUUGCAUUAAUUGCUAUGGCAACCUUUAAGACCGAGACUAGUACUCCACGUUUGCUUCGCCGUUUGCACACAACGGAUUCUUUCCUUUUUGUAUAUUGUUCUAAAGUUAAACUAUUUGGCGUUCCGUCCUUUCCGGAUUCGUCGAUCUUUCUGUUUGAAGGUAUGUUCUCCCUAAGCCGCUUAAAUUUUACCUUUUUUUUGUUUUUGUUUAUAGUUUUAUGUUUUCAGUGUAGCCGUUGUUUUGGUUUUUCGGUCAGUAGAAAAUACUUUUCAGUCCUACGAAGUGUUAACUAUCGCAAUUUGCAUUUUGUUUCUGCAUUCCAGUUCACUACUUUUAAUCAUCAACAAGUUCCCAAUUGACGAAUUGAUAAUCUGUUCUCUUAAUGUGAGGGGCUUAUCCAACAACCUUAAGAGGCGAGAAACCUUUCGUUGGCUUAGAAUGAAAAAAUUUGGAAUAUUCUUUCUUCAAGAAGUCCAAGGCACCAAAGAAAAAGAACGACUGUGGUCAUCAGAAUGGGGCUUCUCAGCUAUUUUAAGUAGUGUUUCUAGCUCAAGUGCAGGGGUAUGCAUCCUGUUUAACAACAAUUUUCAAUUCGAAAUCAAGAAACAAUUUUCUGAUCCAGAUGGAAGAUUUAUUUUAGUAGAUUUGAAACUUGAAAAUAAGACUAUAACAUUGGGAAACAUUUAUGCGCCAAACGAUGACAAUCCGAAUUUUUUUAAAAACGUUCUCAGCCACCUCCUCUCUUUCGAGUGCGAGGACAUUAUCCUGGGUGGCGAUUUUAAUCUAGUAUUGGACGUCCAAAAUGAUAAGAAGGGAGGAAGACUGACCACUCACAAAAAUUCUUUGAAGGAAGUUCAGAACAUAAUAAAUUCGCUAGACCUUAUCGACAUUUGGCGGGUCUCCAAUCCGGAUAUCAGAAGAUUCACUUGCAGAAGAAGCAAACCCGAAAUUCAUUGUCGCUUAGACUUUUUCUUGACGAGUAAUAGUCUAAGUUCGGCAAUUACAAAAGCUGAUAUUUUACCAGGGUACAAAACAGACCACUCUUUGAUAACGCUCCACCUUGCAAACAAUACCAAUCCCAGGGGCCCGGGCUUCUGGAAGUUAAAUACGUCUUUUCUAUCAGACAGUGAAUAUAUUAAUUUGAUAAAAACAACAAUCACUGAAGUUGCAAAUGAAUACCAAAAUAACACCGAGGUUGAUGCCGUGCUCCUCUGGGAUACAAUGAAGAUGCAAAUUCGUUCAAAGUCGAUACAAUACGCA